Messenger RNA from Enterobius vermicularis (human pinworm), 513 nucleotides. The record is from the annotation of a GenBank genome assembly. Lineage: Eukaryota; Metazoa; Nematoda; Chromadorea; Rhabditida; Oxyuridae.
AUAUGCCCUCGGAAGAAUGAAAUCACCACUGCUCACUUUCCCGUUCCAUCCAGCAAAAUGACAAAGCCUGAAAGUUACAAAACGGUUAUGUGUAAGGGAUGGUUGGAAAUGGGAGGGUGCAGGUUUGGAGAUAACUGCCGUUUCGCGCAUGGUGAGGAAGAAUUACGACCAAUCAAGAUUCCGGUGGAUAACCCAAAGUAUAAGACCAAAUUGUGCGACAAGUAUACCAAAACAGGUGUGUGUCCAUAUGGGAAUCGCUGUCUUUUCAUACAUCCAAAAACACCAGGCUGUGACGGUCUCUUGGCCCAAAUAAUGAAGGGACGCAAACGACUGUUAUUAGAGACGAAACGCGAAGCAAAACUUAAAGAAACAAUAUUAACAGGUUCAAUAACAAUUGAAAAUAUUUUUGACUAUGUGAGAUUCUCAGAGAUAGUUGAUUCAAGUAAAAUUUCUUGUUUUCAUACUAACCCGUUUUUAUUUCUAUUUUUUUUAUCUAUAUUGUAUGUUCUGUGA